UGUAAAUGGAUAUAAUGAUUACAUAACAUGUUACUCACCAUGUUUCAUCUGUGAAAAAGUUAAGAGUGUUAAAGUUUUUGGUUGUCAAUAACAACAGAAGCAAACAUACAUCAGCUCAGGAACAAAACAAAAACAUCCAAUCAAAUAAAUUUUAAAGAUGAUGAAAGAUUACGAAAAUGCUCAAAAACCAAAAACAGUACACCGUUUUGAUUGGGGUGCAUGGAGGCCAAAGUGGAAAGAGGGGGUGGACCUUCCAACAUACGUUGUAAUACUCAAUCUUUACUCGGAAACAGAAACUUGCGAGAUGGAUGAGCAUUGUAGGAAGGUCGUUAAAGAGUUGCAAUUGCAUCACAAAUUGAAACUGAAGUUACCCGACAUUGCUUUCAACUUCCUAAUUGGAGGGAAUGGAGUGAUAUAUAAAGGAAGAGGAUGGACGACAAACUCAGAAAGAACUAAAGGAAAAUAUAAAAUUUACGAUGGAAAAUGUCAUGAGGUGUGUCUCUUAGGAGAUUGGAGAGAAAAGGAACCACCUCUCAUAAUGCUUGACGCUUUUAGAAAAUUGAUCGCUUAUGGAAUAAGAAAAAAGUUUGUGGAUCCAACAUAUGAAAUAAUCGAGAGGAAAGAGGGAAUUUUACCACCUAAAACCCCAGACAUUGAUGUUGCUAAACAUGUGCCUGAAACCACUGUGGUAGAGCAGUUGGCACAAUAAAACAAUAUGUAGGUUUAGGUUUUUUACUAUUUUAGUUACAUAAAAACGUUC
This is a messenger RNA of Macrosteles quadrilineatus (aster leafhopper), 760 nucleotides long. RefSeq names its product peptidoglycan-recognition protein LB-like. The coding region runs from base 158 to 709 and encodes 183 amino acids. Gene Ontology annotation, biological process: peptidoglycan catabolic process. The record is from RefSeq and is a predicted model, not a curated record. The transcript is spliced from 4 exons. Gene Ontology annotation, molecular function: N-acetylmuramoyl-L-alanine amidase activity; zinc ion binding. Lineage: Eukaryota; Metazoa; Arthropoda; Insecta; Hemiptera; Cicadellidae.